This is a messenger RNA of Orycteropus afer afer, 2145 nucleotides long. NCBI's taxonomy places the organism in Eukaryota, Metazoa, Chordata, Mammalia, Tubulidentata, Orycteropodidae. The record is from RefSeq and is a predicted model, not a curated record.
AUGAACCGCAUGGGGCUGCGCACCACACUGUGGCCGGCGGGAGUAACCGUGGCUGUCCUUGCUGUCGUAGAGUGCGCUAAGUGUUGGAGGGAGUAUGGAAUCCGCCACUUCCCCUGCCCAUCGCCAGAGCGCAUCCCACAGGACCCCCACACGGGCAAGGACGGGGAAGGCCGCCUGGGGCCGGCAGUGGGCACGCCCAGAGGCCCACGGGCCUGGAAGCGAGGGCCAGGAGUCACGUCUGAAGGCAGCUGGACACCUGAGCCCACUGCGGCUGCCGGGCCCCUGGGCCGCAUGGCAGGGCCCAGCGCGGCCCGGGCCAAGAAGAGGAAGCCCAACUUCUGCCCGCAGGAGACGGAGGUGCUGGUGGCCAAGGUCAGCAAGCACCACCAGCUGCUGUUCGGCUCGGGGCUGCGCAAGGCCGAGCCGGCUCGCAAGUACCGCGUGUGGGGCCGCAUCCUGCAGGCCGUGAACGCGCUGGGCUACUGCCGCCGCGACGUCGUCGACCUCAAGCACAAGUGGCGGGACCUGCGGGCUGUGGUGCGGCGCAAGCUGAGUGAGCUGCGUGGGGCGGCGCCCGGGCCCGGCGCCGGCAAGCCCCAGGCCCUGACCCUCACGCCCGUGGAGCAGGUGGUGGCCGAGACCUUCUCCUGUCAGGCCCUGGCCCCCGAGGGCUGCGGCCUGGAGCCGACCAGAGCCACCCCGGUGGAUCCGAGCGAGCUCCAGGAGCUGUUCCAGGCAGCAUCAGCCGGCGUCUACCACAUCAACUCUAACGUGACCUCCUUGGAGCGGAGCCUCCGGUCCCUGGGGACGCCAGGUGACACACAGGAGCUGCGGGACAGCCUGCACUCGGUGCAGCAAGAGACCAACGCGACUGUCACAGCCAGCACCGGUGCCAUGAAGCAGCUGUCAGAGCUUCUGCGUGGCUCCUCCCGGCAGGAGCGUCUUCAGCUGGACCGCCUGAAGACUCAGCUGUCAGAUGCCAUUCAGCGCUACGGAGUUGUGCAGAAGAAAAUUGCAGAAAAGUCCAGAGCCCUGCUUCCCACAGCACAGAGGGCCGGCAAACAGGCUGUCUGUGGUCGGCAGAGUCCCCGGGCCCCUUUUGCCCAGCUGGCCGACGAUGAGAAGAUCUGCAAUGGGGACGACGACAUGUGGCCGAGCCAGGAGCAGGCGUUGCUGCCAGAGCUCACUGAGGAAGACCUGGAGGCCAUCCGCCUGCGGGAGGAGGCCAUCCUGAAGAUCGAGAGUGACCUGCUGGACGUGAACCAGAUCAUCAAGGACUUGGCCUCCAUGGUGUCGGAGCAAGGAGAGGCUGUCGACAGUGUUGAAGCCAGCAUCGAGGCUGCUUCCUCGCAUGCGGAGUCGGCCCGAGAGCUCCUGGCAGGAGCCAGUGGGCACCAAGGCAACCUCACUGACUUGGGCACACGGACCCAGGCCUCUGGGGCACUCUACGCCUGCAGCCAGCGCUCUGCCUGCUCCUUUCUGCGCCACACUGGCCUGGACGGCAGAGUCUGCCACACCGAGGAACUCUCCCAAGUGGUGGUGCCCCCGACUGACGAGGCGGACAAGGUGCCUGGCUGCCUGUGGACCCCCCUGCACACCCUGGACGGGCCCAGCCUGCCCGAGCCUGACCCUCUGGACCUGCGAGGAGUCUUCCACGUGCCCACCUCCUCACCCUCCCCACCUGCCUCUCCUGCCUCAGCUCCCCCAGCCACUGCCUUUGUGGGGGCCCUGCGGCCCUCCCCGCCCUCCUCAUCUCCCGCAGCCUCUGGGAAGCCUGCGGUGGCGGCGGCCGAGGUGUCUCAGUUUGAGCAGCAGCUGCUGGACUCACACCGGCGGCAGGGCGCCCUGCUGUCCUCCUGGUGCCAGCAACAGGGUGCACUGACGGCCCAGCAGAACCUGCUGCUGCAGCGACUGGCGGAGCAGAGCCAGCGGCUGGCCGAUGGCGUCGAGGCGCUCAACCGGACGCUGGAGAGGCUGGUGGAGGCGCAGCCAGGCCGAGGGGCCUGGCCCUCCACCUCUGACAACACCCCUGCCGGCCCAGCGGCCCCCGGGCCCGCCCGAGGCUCCCAAGCCAGCCCCCAGGGCGCCCCUGCCAGCCUGGAGGCCUUCUCCGGGAUGAUUCUGAAGGUGGAGGAAGAGAUCUAG